This is a messenger RNA of Betta splendens (Siamese fighting fish), 630 nucleotides long. RefSeq names its product ribosomal protein L21 (gene rpl21). The transcript is spliced from 6 exons. Lineage: Eukaryota; Metazoa; Chordata; Actinopteri; Anabantiformes; Osphronemidae. The coding region runs from base 117 to 599 and encodes 160 amino acids. Gene Ontology annotation, biological process: translation. Gene Ontology annotation, cellular component: ribosome; cytosolic large ribosomal subunit. The record is from RefSeq and is a predicted model, not a curated record. Gene Ontology annotation, molecular function: structural constituent of ribosome.
ACUCAGGCAACAUUCCAGCCAGCCUCAUCUGAAUUUUACAAGGCGGAGUUUGGGGUCCUUCUGUCUCUCUUUUCGCCGUACCCGCCAUCUUGUAGAGACUUGGGUAAUCAGGCAUCAUGACGAACACCAGAGGCAAGAGGAGGGGCACCCGCUAUAUGUUCAGCAGGCCAUUCCGCAAACAUGGCCCAAUCCCCCUGUCUACAUACAUGCGCAUCUACAAGAAGGGUGACAUUGUUGAUAUCAAGGGCACAGGUACAAUUCAGAAAGGAAUGCCUCAUAAGUGCUACCAUGGCAAAACAGGACGCAUCUACAACGUAACCCAGCAUGCUGUUGGCAUUAUUGUCAACAAGCAGGUCAAGGGCAGGAUCCUGGCCAAGAGGAUCAAUGUGCGUAUUGAGCAUGUGAAGCACUCAAAGAGCAGGGAUAGUUUCAUGCAGCGUGUCAAAGAUAAUGAGAAGAAGAAGGUUGAGGCCAAGCAGAAAGGCACCUGGGUGGAACUGAAGCGCCAGCCUGCUGGUCCCCGUGAGGCUCACUUUGUCAGCACCAAGAAAAAUGAGCCCCAGCUGCUGGAACCCAUCCCCUACGAGUUCAUGGCAUAAACUACUCAAAAUAAAGAUAUUUGUACACACA